This is a messenger RNA of Effrenium voratum, 600 nucleotides long. Lineage: Eukaryota; Dinophyceae; Suessiales; Symbiodiniaceae. The record is from the annotation of a GenBank genome assembly.
AUGCUGGCCAGCAGGAGCCUUUUGAAGAAGCAGCAUGGCUGCGGCCUGAUCCCCGGAAAGGUCCCCACCGGGCGCGCCUUUCGACGCAAGCUGCUUUUGACCACCAUCCGCCGCAUGAGCGAUUCCCCCAAUGAGGCCGCACAAGGAACUUGCUUCGAGGGCCUUCUGCACCUCUUCGAUCGCAAUUCUUCAAAGGAAGGGUGCGACCUCGACUUCAGCUGCUCUUUGGACGGCCCCAAGAUCUCCACGACUCACUCGGACUCAGACAGUGAUACCUUGAGCACGACGACCAGAGGCGCGCCAUGCUGCAAGAGAGCCGCGCGUGGUUCGGUGGUUUGGCGACCAACUGUCAAUGGCCCGUGGCGUGCCAUGGCCGCGGUGGAUGCGCUGGCAGGCCGAAACUCGGUCGAAAACCAUGCGUCCUUCCCAAGCCGGUAUGCCAGGCCUGCGGAGGCAGCCGAAAAGGAGGUCCCGGAGGUUGAGGCCCCGGAGGCCCCGGAGCCAGAGCCGCCGGCGCCGGCGCCCGAGGAGCCUCCGCCGGCGGAGCCGGAGGAGCCGAAGCCGGGGUUCCUGGGCCGCUUCUUCGGCAAGGAGCUGGCC